Molecule: messenger RNA, 2011 nt
Organism: Tribolium castaneum (red flour beetle)
Lineage: Eukaryota; Metazoa; Arthropoda; Insecta; Coleoptera; Tenebrionidae
Gene: galene
Product: galene
Exons: 5
Coding region: 119-1858 (579 amino acids)
Biological process (GO): potassium ion transmembrane transport; stabilization of membrane potential
Cellular component (GO): plasma membrane
Molecular function (GO): potassium ion leak channel activity; outward rectifier potassium channel activity
Source: RefSeq, a predicted model, not a curated record
GCGCCGCACACAUGCACGUGAAUCUUAUUGUUAUAAAUAGCUCAGUGUUUGAAGAAAAUCAGCCACAAGUUUUCUAUUCGAUUCCUUCCGCUCAAAACCGUGUAAAUUUUGGGCAAAAAUGUCGCGUUAUAGCCGAUCAGACCCCGAGAUGUUAGACUACGACAAACCGAGUGUUUGUGCAAGUUUCAUGCAUUAUACAUGGAAAACAAUAACGUGUCUCCUCUCGCAUAUAACUUUGGUUUCAAUGGUGGUUUCUUAUUGUGUCCUGGGAGCUUUCACGUUCGAAGCUCUGGAAGUGCACCACGAAAAGGAUAUUAAGCGCAACAUCAGCAAACUUCGCUACAACGUUACCUCGCACUUAUGGAAUCUAACAACUUCAUUAGAUGUCCUACGGGAAGAUAAAUUUAAGGUGGGUGCGGAAACUUACCUGAAGGAAUUCGAAGGUGCCAUCCUUAAGGCCAUGACUAAGGAUGGCUGGGAUGGCGAGGAGGACCCCAAUAUCGUCCAGUGGACCAGCACUGGAGCGCUAUUCUACUCCAUCAUAGUCAUCACUACAAUAGGUUAUGGUCACAUCUCGCCCAAAACCCAGUGGGGCAAAAUCGUCACAAUUUUCUACGCCAUCUUGGGAAUCCCCCUAAUGCUCCUCUGUCUCUCCAAUAUUGGUGACAUCAUGGCCACAUCUUUCCGAUUUCUCUACUGGCGGGUCUGUUGUUACUUUUGUACCAAAAAACCGAAGAGAAAACGCUCGAAACGUGGAAGUACACGAAGUAGUGCUCGGAUGACUCCUGAGGGUCGUUUUUCACGCUCGAGGAAUCCCUCGUUUCGACGAUCAAUGCGAACAUCAACGAAAUCGGCCGAUAGUGGCUUCGGGCGCUCAGAAAUCGGCCAUUACUCGCAUUCGGAUACGGAAUUAAGGUACCACGAGGACCCCCGCGACCAGCGCCCCUCCCGCGGCUCCAGCCUGCCCCGCAUGCGCCCCUCCCAAACCUCCCGCUUCUCCGACAGCAGCGUCCCCCAAAACCGGCGCAAAACCUCGCAAACGCGCAAAAGCGGCUCUUUGGACCGCCGCAAAGACCACGAAAUGAUCGAAAUGGACCCCAUCAUCUUAGCCAAAACCCCCAUCCUCUGCAACAAAUACGUGGUGGACAAGAACGAAAUCACCUCCAACAACAUCCCGGGGAUCACAAUGCGCGAGUUGGAAGGCCAGGGGGCGAAGUCCCAAUCCCGCAACCCUCAGUACCUUGAGCUACCACGCGCCUCAUCCCCGGGAUCAUCCUCAGAGGGUUCCAGGCGGAGCCCCCGACCUAGGAGGAAGAAGUCCCCAGUGCGCCAUAACCCAAGCCCCAAAAUGAUGACUCCUUUGGGGUACGGGCAUAGGAGUAAAUAUCUGGAUGAUCCAGACUCCGAGGAGGAGUUUUAUGAGGACGAGGAUGAUUAUUAUGAGAUUGUGAGGACGAGGAUUCGUCCGGUGCCCAUCUGGUUGUGUGUUUUUCUCGUAGUUAGUUAUAUUAUUGCAGGGGCGUUUUUGUUCAAGUCUUGGGAGAAUUGGGAGUUGUUAGAUGCGGCUUAUUUUUGUUUUAUUACUUUGACAACGAUUGGGUUUGGGGAUUUGGUGCCGGCGAAGGGAGUGACUCAUGAUACUCUAGGUGAUGGGGUUAUUGAUGAUGUUGAUGUGAAUCGAGCAACGAUUAGUAUAGCUUUAUGUUCGUUGUAUUUAUUGUUUGGGAUUGCACUUUUGGCGAUGAGUUUUAAUCUCGUUCAGGAGGAAGUUAUCGCCAAGGUGAAGCGCGUGGCGAAGACUUUGGGGAUUAUUAAGAAGGAUGAAGAGGAUUCGGAUUAUUCGGAAGAUGAUGUUUAAAGCAAUAAAUUGGAGUUUCGUUUAAUUUACAUUUUUUAAUUUAAUUUUUUAAUUGCCUCUUAAAAAUAAAAUUUGUAUGAGGGAGGUAAGUACCGUAUUACAUUCUUACAUGAUUUUGUUCACCAAGUCCUAAAAUAAAAAAUUAAGAACCAA